This is a messenger RNA of Aedes albopictus (Asian tiger mosquito), 2419 nucleotides long. RefSeq lists its product as uncharacterized. The transcript has 2 exons. The coding region runs from base 768 to 1844 and encodes 358 amino acids. Gene Ontology annotation, molecular function: nucleic acid binding; zinc ion binding. The record is from RefSeq and is a predicted model, not a curated record. NCBI's taxonomy places the organism in Eukaryota, Metazoa, Arthropoda, Insecta, Diptera, Culicidae.
GUGUGGUGUACACAUUUAGAGUGUAAGCGAGCGGGCGAAUUGCCGAACACUCCGUUUAACGAAAACGAUGUGAUCAUCGGUCGGGUGGUCGGUUAUACGAUGCUAUAUUAGCUGCAAAUAAAGCGAGGCAAGUCAGUCUCAGUUAGAACUUCAACAAGAGUGUUACCGUAUUAUCAAGAAGUGAAAGUUCCCCGAACAUCCGAAUUAAUCCCCCUGGGAAAACAUAAAAACUAGCGGCGAGCGAUAAAGUGUUUUUCCUUUCUCGGCCAAAAAGUGUAGUGAGUGGUGAAAAAGCAGCACGGUUGAUUAUUAUUGCAUGCCACGUUGGGAGUAACCGUUUGAGCGAGGAUUUCAGCGAAGCUCGUGUUCACGACGGAACGAGAAGAAAGGGAUCCAUCUUUUUUGGACCUGCCUUGGCAUAGCCGUAGAAAAAAACCCAAGUUCAGUGAUUUCUCGAUCCGGUUGAGCCUGGUGUGAUUGUCUUCAAUCGUGUGUAAAAGUGCCAUUGCUGUGCGGAUUGUUUCAGCUGCUCUGACCGGUGAAUUCCGACAUUACCGUGUCCGUUUCUGGGUAAUUCUUUUCCGCGACUCGUGAGGUUGCCAACGGGCAUUACCGCGAGGGUUACAGAAGUCGGCAAAAGCUGAGAGGAUUUCUGGUGAGUCUGCCAUUUUUUUUUUAUUUUUGUGGGACGUGAGUGCUUGGUUUAAAAUCACAAUAAUACAAUCACGCAUAAUACAAUCAAGGAAACCUUUGUUGUCUUUUCAAUAAUGGCACAAUCAAAUAUUACGACUACUUUAGAGCCCUAUCGGCGGGGCAGUUCAUUCGCCGACUGGGUCGACAGGCUUCGAUUCUUUUUCAAUAUGAACAAGGUUGCGGAGGAUGCUAAAAGAGACAUUUUCAUCACAUUGAGUGGACCGGUCAUUUUUAAAGAAUUAAGAUUGCUAUACCCCAAUACCGAUUUGGAAACAAUUUCAUAUGAGGAAAUGGUCAAAAAGUUGAAGGCGCGACUAGAUAAGACAGAGUCGGAUCUGGUGCAGCGCCUAAAAUUUAACAUUAGGGUUCAACAGCCGGAUGAGUCUCUGGAAGAUUUUGUACUUUCGAUUAAACUUCAAGCAGAGUUUUGCAAUUUCGAAACCUUUAAAGACAUGGCUAUACGAGAUCGUAUUGUGGCGGGAAUCCGCGACAAAGUACUUCAGCAAAGACUUUUGAAUGAGGAGAAGUUGACUCUGGCCAGCGCGGAAAAAAUGAUUGCAACGUGGGAGAUAGCUAGAAAUAACGCUAAAAAUAUGGAUUGUGCUGGAAAUAGCUGUUUGGAGCAUAUUUCAGCUUUGAAAAGUACGGGGGGAUCAUCUGGGGCACGAUUUAAGAAAUUGGCAGCCACUUUCGAUAUGGCGGCCAAAUCAAAUCAGAGCGAUGGUGGAAAUGGGCGCGACAGGGGUCCGGUGAAGAGCAGGCUAGGAUAUUCUCCAUAUCAGAAGGAGCAAUGGCGUAAUAAGCAACGGCAGGACGACGGCAGGACCGACCAAACAAAGCAGUGGCAAAACCGAGGGCAAAGCAGUGAAGAAAGAAACCGUCCCUGGAUUCGACCUGAUUAUUCGCAGAUGAUAUGUAACUUUUGUGGUGUAAAGGGCCACAUUAAACGAAAGUGCUUCAAGCUCAAAAACAUGCAGAGGGACGCAAUAAACAUGGUGGAAGCCAGCGGAUCAGGACAUAAGGAGCGAGACGACUAUAUGAGCGAUUUGGUCAACAGGAUGAGGACGGAGUCGGACAGCGAAAGUGAAGUAGAGGAUUCAAAUUGGAAGCGUGCCAACGGUGGCUCAUCGAGGACAGCUUCGUUUGAGUAAGGCGCAGAGCAAUCAUAGCAAACCGUUGAUCCGAUGGGAGCGAGAACGGCCACAGCCAGAAGCCAGAGCGACCAGUGAGGAAUUCCACGGUUUUCCUGAAAGUGAAAUCAUGAGAGGAAUAAAACGUAAACAUGUGGUCGAGAAUUCGACAGUGGGGGUGGAGAUGUCGCGGGAAACUGUCCUGCGGCGCUCUAAGAGGAUUAAACGACUCAAGAUUGAUGAUGAUUUUGUAUACAAAUAACGGCUAGGAUUAUAAGUUACGAUCUGAAUUUGUAAACUGGGAAUUUUGAAUUAUUAUAAAACAUGUAUAACAAAGCGAAGGUCAUAGAAUUCUUUCUAAGGGAGGAGAGCUGUGGUGUACACAUUUAGAGUGUAAGCGAGCGGGCGAAUUGCCGAACACUCCGUUUAACGAAAACGAUGUGAUCAUCGGUCGGGUGGUCGGUUAUACGAUGCUAUAUUAGCUGCAAAUAAAGCGAGGCAAGUCAGUCUCAGUUAGAACUUCAACAAGAGUGUUACCGUAUUAUCAAGAAGUGAAAGUUCCCCGAACAUCCGAAUUAAUCCCCCUGGGAAAACAU